AUGGCCGUGAAUCGCACAAUCAGUAUCGCGUGUCAGAUUGCAAAAGGUAUGGGCUAUUUACAUGCGAAAGGCAUUGUGCAUCGAGAUCUCAAAACACGGAAUAUCUUUGUGGAAGCCAACUCUCGCGUUGUCAUCGGUGACUUCGGGGUGUUCAACUUUGUACGACUUUGUAAGAAAGCAAAAUGGGGAAACUAUUUGAAUGUUCCACCUUCUUGGCUAUGUUACAUUGCCCCGGAAAUUAUUCAGGCACUCAACUUGAAUUAUGCUUUUGUCACAACAGCAAGCGAACUGCCUCUGACACCAAGUUCUGAUGUGUUCGCCUUCGGUACUGUGUGGUACGAACUUCUUACUAACGAGUUCCCAUUCAAAGGCUCUCCUGCUGAAGCGGUCAUUUAUUUGAGCGGCCGAGGUAUUAAACAGAACCUUCGCAUUCCCGGACCGAAGGACUUCAAAGAAAUUCUCACUCAAUGCUGGGCCUAUUCACCGACCCGUCGACCAGAGUUCACCACUGUUGUCCGCCUAUUGGACCGUUUGCCCAAGUUGCAUCGCAGUCCGUCGUAUCCGGCGAAACCGACCUCAUGCAUCAAUUCUGUCUCACACGAUAGUCUUCUGGUCUAG
Messenger RNA from Echinostoma caproni, 618 nucleotides. The record is from the annotation of a GenBank genome assembly. Lineage: Eukaryota; Metazoa; Platyhelminthes; Trematoda; Plagiorchiida; Echinostomatidae.